Molecule: messenger RNA, 393 nt
Organism: Aspergillus fischeri NRRL 181
Lineage: Eukaryota; Fungi; Ascomycota; Eurotiomycetes; Eurotiales; Aspergillaceae
Exons: 2
Coding region: 1-393 (130 amino acids)
Source: RefSeq, a predicted model, not a curated record
AUGCACGGCAUCCUUCAGCUGGAUGAUGUUGACAAUGCGCGGGAUGAAAAGACCCAGGAGAACUUUUGGGAUUGGCCUGGUGCCCAAGGAAGCUUCCUCUCUCCCAUGGCGGCUGGGACUCAAGCAAUACAACAAGGACGGCGGGCAUCUUAUCGGACACUGGGGACCCGCAAUGUCAUCCUUGUCGUUCUCUUCUUGUUUCUCUACGAGGAGACCAAGUACUCCAAGGUCGUUGAAGGCGUGAGCGCUUCCGUGGGACUUGCUGGGCAUGCUCAGCAGGUCUCCGUGGACAACCUCAAGGCGGAUUGCAAGCCCGAUCUCGAAUAUCCUGCGAGUAGGGUGCAGACGAAUACGGCAGGCCACCACGAACUCGAUCACAAGCACUGGAUCUAG